AUGGUUUUCCUUCCCACUGCUUCUGGUGACGCCACACAAGCCACUGCUUCUGGUGACGCCACACAUGCCACUGCUUCUGGUGACGCCACAUAUGCCACUGCUGCUCGUGACGCCACACAAGCCACUGCUUCUGGUGACGCCACACAAGCCACUGCUUCUGGUGACGCCACAUAUGCCACUGCUGCUUGUGACGCCACACAAGCCACUGCUGCUGGUGACGCCACACAUGCCACUGCUUCUGGUGGCGCCACACAAGCCACUACUUCUGGUGACGCCUCAUAUGCCACUGCUUCUGGUGACGCCACACAUGCCACUACUUAUCGUGACGCUGCACAUGCCACUGCUGCUGGUGACGCCACAUAUGCCACUGCUGCUGGUGACGCCACAUAUGCCACUGCUGCUGGUGACGCCACACAUGCCACUGCUUCUGGUGACGCCACAUAUGCCACAGCUUCUCAUAUUGGAACCCAGGAAAGUUCUCCAUUUUCCGAAAAAAAACGAGAGAAAAACGAUUGA
Molecule: messenger RNA, 516 nt
Organism: Hyalella azteca
Lineage: Eukaryota; Metazoa; Arthropoda; Malacostraca; Amphipoda; Hyalellidae
Product: histidine-rich protein PFHRP-II-like
Exons: 2
Coding region: 1-516 (171 amino acids)
Source: RefSeq, a predicted model, not a curated record